AUGAUGGAAAGAAUAAGAAAAGAGAUGAUUCUGAUGGAGAGAGGGCUGCAUAGCCCUACGGCUGGCAAGAGGUUCUCCAAUUUGUCUGACUCCGCUGGCAGUGCUGUGCUCGAGGCCCUGGAAAAUUCGCAGCACCCGGCUCGCCUCAGCCCGCGCCUAUCGUCCGCCCCCCUGCACGGAGCUCUGGGAGACCUCCCAGCCAAGGGCAAAUUCGAAAUAGAUACUUUGUUCAACCUGCAGCACCCGGGCAGCGAAAGCACCGUCUCCUCCGAAAUCACCUCAGCCACCGAGAGCCGCAAUCUGCGCUCCCCCGGCGGCCUGGGCGCCGCGCCGCUCAAGGAAAACAAUGGCAAAGGGUACGCGGAGAGCGGCUCUGCGGCCGGCACCACGACGUCAGCGGGCGGCUCCGGCUCCGGCGCGGAUCAGGUGCGGCGCUACCGCACGGCGUUCACCCGGGAGCAGAUCGCGCGCCUGGAGAAGGAGUUCUACCGGGAAAACUACGUGUCGCGUCCCCGCCGGUGCGAGCUGGCCGCGGCGCUCAACCUGCCCGAAACCACCAUCAAGAUUUAG
Molecule: messenger RNA, 570 nt
Organism: Fukomys damarensis (Damara mole-rat)
Lineage: Eukaryota; Metazoa; Chordata; Mammalia; Rodentia; Bathyergidae
Gene: Evx2
Product: even-skipped homeobox 2
Exons: 4
Coding region: 1-570 (189 amino acids)
Biological process (GO): regulation of transcription by RNA polymerase II
Cellular component (GO): nucleus
Molecular function (GO): DNA-binding transcription factor activity, RNA polymerase II-specific; RNA polymerase II cis-regulatory region sequence-specific DNA binding
Source: RefSeq, a predicted model, not a curated record